Messenger RNA from Periophthalmus magnuspinnatus, 3010 nucleotides. RefSeq names its product transmembrane protein 88 (gene tmem88bl). Lineage: Eukaryota; Metazoa; Chordata; Actinopteri; Gobiiformes; Gobiidae. The transcript is spliced from 3 exons. The record is from RefSeq and is a predicted model, not a curated record. Gene Ontology annotation, cellular component: plasma membrane. The coding region runs from base 174 to 692 and encodes 172 amino acids. Gene Ontology annotation, molecular function: PDZ domain binding.
GCACAGAGGUUCCUUGCAUCAGCACCAGUGGAGCAGCGCGGGGUCCCGCUCACAGGCGCUUUCUCUGCAGGUGUUUGGAGAAUCCUUUUAACCAUUUGGUUUAAAGUUUUAUUUGAAUUGGAUCUAUUUUCGCCUUUGAGGACUUCCACAUUAGGACAGGCGUUUACGCAAGGAUGUGUGGCGUGGACGUAGACCUGGACGAUGGCUCUGGGGAGGAGGAGAAAGAAGAGGAGAUCUGGGUUGGGGAGGGGGUGAAAAUGCUGCCCCCGCCCGUGGCUCAUAGUGGGGGGAGUGCAUGGGGAACCCGUAGAGGCAGGUGUGGGUGCCUGGCCUGGGGCGUCCUGCUGGUGAUGUGGGAUCUGUGCAUUGUGGUGGCCUGUGCUCUGCUCCUGGCUCUGGUGUUUGCUGUGGUGCUCCUGCCCGCCAUGUUGCUGCUGUACGCCGGCUUCCUCUGUCAUUCAAGAGUCCUUGACGCGCGGGCCGCCAUAUGCCAGUACCUCGACGACAACAGCUGCUCCGCUCUGAUCAUCCUGGGGUUUGUGAUGAUGUCGCCACUGGUCGUCGUGGCAGCAGCAGUGUUCUGUGGGAUCCUCAGAAAGUUCCGUAUCCUGUUUUGCAUCCAGCCCAUCUCCAGAGCCUGGUACAGAGGCCGGCUGCUGGACUGGGCCACCAGUGUCCAUGCCUGGGUCUGAUGGACAUAUGUGCUCAUUUACAAAACACACAAAGGACUUUCAUUGGGGCAGUAGAUAAUAGACAAAAUAUUCAGUAUUUUAGUCUUGAUUCAUGUGGUCUGUGGUUCUUUUGUCUCACACUAAGGCUGUCUUGUUGAUAAUACAUUUUGAAGCAUGAUAUAUUGCUCCAGAGAAAUACCAUGAUAAAUGAUAAUAUUGAAACUACUUUAUGUCACUGACAUAAAGCAGGAUAAAUAUCAGAAUGAAGCAAUAAUUAGCCAAGUUACUUAUUGAACCCUCUGAAGUUCAAAUUGUAUUGUAUUACAACAAAAAUCUCUUCAUUAUAGCAAAGAAAAAGUCCCCACAAUAAAUACUGAGCCCAAAAAUAUAUUGUUCCAGCUUUCAUGUAUUGAAUGAUAAGUCGAUAUAGCAAUUAUCAUGACAGGCCUAGUGUGUCAUACUGGCCCAAGGAGGAAGACAGCAGAAAAAUCUGUUAAAAUGAUCUAGACACUUUACAAACACAUCCAGUGACAAUUCUGAGAAAGCCGCAGGCUGGGCACCAAAAUAUGUCAUGACACAAAAAUACGGUGAAGCCGCUGUCAGGGCAGAAUGCUCUUAUGGCUGGGCUUAAGACCAUCACCACAUUCUAUACACCUAUAAUAACUGAUAGAUGGAAGGGCAAAUAAACUUACUGUUAUUUGCAGAUUUGUGUUGUUAUAUAGUGAGUUCAACAUUUGUGUAUUCUCUUUUCAGUUGUUUCUUAUGAGAAUACCAUGUCAGGAGAUCAGACUCUUGCUCUCCAUCUGAGAGUGUGGCACCAUCACAUUAUAGAAUUUGAAAACCACAUGUUAAUGGAAUAUGAGAGACUUCUUAUUUUGUCUAUUUCUAGCUGAGUGAUGUGACGUGUUCGGGUAUUAUCUUGGUGAAUGUAACCUCUGUAUCUGGACUAAUGAGUACAUCCUGUAGAUAUUUGUGAUAUACAAAUACAAACUAUCCAUUGACUGUAUAUAGGUAAUGGUAUACAUUUAAAAAUAAUUCAUUUCUCAAAUAUUCAAUGUACAAUGUAUUUGCCAACUUGCUGUAUUUAUGAGUUACCAUAGAGGUAAUAAAAGACAUCUUCCCCAGAGAGACAGAGACCUAAUUGUGUCCAUACGCAACACAGUGUAAUAUUACAAGAUGAUAUUUUCUGCUGGCACCAGGGCAGUCAAAAUACAAGACAGAUAGUCACACAAUGGAGACGCACAAUGCAGUUACAUAAGGAGUCUUAUAUAGCAACCAUUUCCUCACAAUAUUUGAAACAACAUGUGACAUACAGUUUAUAAUUUUACUGAUACUUUUACUGAGAGGACUAGACAAUACUCUGGUGCAGUUUUGAAGCAAUUAAAAAGUUGGUAGCACCAGUACUAACAAAAUACAGUUGUAUAUAACUAUUAAAAUAGUUUGUUUUGUAUUUGACUCUCAGUACUGGUAUAAUCACCUUGAUUUAAAGAUUAUGUUUAAAGUGGAUGGGGCUUUCUGUAAUUUUGUGUGAUUUUAUCUGUAAUCUUGUAGCGUUAUCGUUACAGCAGUCUCCUCUUCCAGAGAGCCUGAAAAAUGAUCUUGUGGUUAAUUUCAGAGGAAGAUUGGAUUACAACAAGAGCAUUAAAUUGUAAUUUGAGAAAUCAGCCCAUUUGUUUAUCUAGUCUCUAUAAUGCAAGACACACUAAUCUGUGCCGCUCCUUAUUCUCAAAUAAGUUUUAUUUUCUUAUAUUCAAACUAUACAGUACUGUGCAAAGCUUUAAUGAGAUGUGGCAAUGUUGAUGUUGUUUUUAUAAGCGUGAAUCUGGAUCACUGUUUUGAUCUAGAAUUGUUGAUAGAUUGUUAUAAAAUAGUAUUAUUACAUUUAAGGGGAGCAGGUUUGUGACUGUAUAUAACUAUAUAUCUUGUAGCACUGCAAGACAGGGCCAGUGCCUUAGCAGAGGCCUGUGUUAUCUAAGUGCUUUGGAAAUGUAUAUCCUAGUUUUAUUUUAAUUUGGUGUAUUUUUUUUAUAGAUUGGUUGUUACCUUGUUCUUGUUGGUUCAUUCCGCUAUAAUCUCCAUUGCACAGUACUGUAUUUUGAACAGUUUUACAUGAACCUACUUAUGUCAUGUUUGUGUUGCCAUGAAUACACAUGCUAAUGUUCUAAAUCAGCAGAAUACUGUUUGUGAAGUGACCUGUUUGCAAGAGUGGACAAUUAGCAGCAGUAAAUUAUAGAGAUAAAAUACAGGGAAUAGAAAGGAACACUGGCCAGCUGUGUCACUCUCUUGUCAAUAAAAGAAUAAAACAGCUCAAUGUAACCUAAUUAAAAAAACAUUCUGAG